Molecule: messenger RNA, 3239 nt
Organism: Colius striatus (speckled mousebird)
Lineage: Eukaryota; Metazoa; Chordata; Aves; Coliiformes; Coliidae
Gene: STAU1
Product: staufen double-stranded RNA binding protein 1
Exons: 15
Coding region: 231-2321 (696 amino acids)
Source: RefSeq, a predicted model, not a curated record
CGCUCAUUCUCUUUAGUGUUUGCCCUGUGCCCGCCGCCUCCUGCCGCCGCGGCCGCCCCCCGCCCCCCCGGGACCCGGCCCAUGGACUGAGCCGCCCGCUGGCCCGCACCACCAGCCGGCCCGGGAGCCGCAGCCCAGGCAGCCAGGUCAGCAAUUUGGCUUCAUCACGCUGAGUUUGCCUGCAUUCAAAGCUGUUCACCUACAGUAAUUUGCUCUGGUUGGAAGUAAACAUGUCUCAAGUUCAAAUUCAGAAUCCUUCUGCUGCCCUUACAGGGAACCAAAUAUUGAAUAAAACCCCGUCUCUUUCACAGCCUUUGAGUAUUCCUUCUACUACUAGUUCUUUGCCCUCUGAAAAUGCAGGUAGACCUAUCCAAAACUCUGCUUUACCCUCUGCAUCAGUUACAUCCACCAACGCAGCUGCAGCUCCUUCAAACAUGGCAAACCCCAAAGAGAAAACCCCAAUGUGUCUUGUGAAUGAGUUAGCCCGUUUCAACAAGAUUCAGCCUGAGUAUAAGCUUUUGAGUGAGCAAGGUCCAGCUCAUUCUAAGGUGUUUACUGUGCAACUGACUCUUGGGGACCAGCACUGGGAAGCUGAAGGAACUAGUAUUAAAAAAGCGCAACACGCGGCAGCUGCCAAAGCUUUGGAAGGGACAAAAUUCCCUAAGCCAACGGCUCGUCCAUCUCGUAGUGAAGGCAAGAAUCCAGACAGUGUAACCCCCACAGUGGAGUUAAAUGCACUUUGCAUGAAGCUGGGAAAGAAACCUAUGUACAAACCUAUUGAUCCUUACACAGGGAUGAGAUCCACUUACAACUAUACUAUGAGGGGUGGUACUUACCCUCCACGGUACUUUUACCCGUUUCCUGUUGGGCCCUUACUUUAUCAAGUCGAGCUUUCAAUUGGAGGGCAGCAGUUUCAUGGGAAAGGAAGGACAAGACAAGCUGCUAAGCACGAUGCAGCUGCUAAAGCACUGAAAGUUCUGCAGAAUGAGCCCUUGCCUGAGAAGCCAGAGGUUAACGGAAAAGAACCAGAUGAUGAAAAUCUCAAUAAAUCUGAAAUAAGCCAAGUUUUUGAGAUUGCACUUAAAAGGAACUUGCCUGUGAAUUUUGAGUUUUUCCCUCUGAAACAGGUGACCAAGGAAAGUGGUCCACCUCAUAUGAAGAGCUUUGUAACCAAGGUGUCAGUUGGAGAAUUCAUGGGUGAAGGUGAAGGAAAGAGCAAGAAAAUCUCCAAGAAAAAUGCUGCAAUAGCAGUCCUAGAAGAACUGAAAAAAUUGCCACCCCUUCCUACAGUUGAGAAAAUGAAGCCACGAAUCAAAAAGAAAACAAAGUCAAUAGUGAAGCUGCAAACAAGUCCAGAAUAUGGUCAAGGAAUGAAUCCCAUUAGCAGACUUGCCCAGAUACAGCAGGCCAAGAAGGAGAAGGAGCCAGAGUACAUGCUCAUCACGGAACGUGGCCUUCCAAGGCGCAGGGAGUUUGUUAUGCAGGUGAAAGUUGGUGUACACACAGCUGAAGGAAUGGGCACAAACAAAAAAGUUGCUAAACGCAAUGCAGCUGAAAAUAUGUUGGAAAUUUUAGGUUUCAAAGUCCCUCAACCUCAACCUCCAAAGCCAGCAUUAAAGACAGAAGAGAAGACACCAGUGAAGAAACCGGGUGAUGGAAGAAAAGUAACCUUCUUUGAGCCGGGCUCUGAAGAGACUUCAACUAGUAAUAAAGAAGACGACUUUCGGAUGCCUUAUCUCAGCCAUCAGCAGCUUCCUGCUGGAAUUCUCCCCAUGGUCCCUGAGGUCGCACAAGCUGUAGGAGCCAACCAAGGACACCACACCAAAGAGUUCAACAGGGCAGCCCCAAACCCUGCCAAGGCUACGGUAACAGCAAUGAUUGCUCGAGAGCUGUUGUAUGGUGGUACUUCUCCUACUGCUGAGACCAUAUUAAAGAAUAACAACUCGUCAGGCCACGUACCCCACGGACCACUUACUAGGCCCUCUGAGCAGCUGGACUAUCUUUCCAAUGUUCAAGGAAUCCAGGUUGAAUAUAAAGACUUUCCAAAAAAUAACAAGAACGAGUUUGUAUCUCUUAUAAACUGUUCCUCUCAGCCACCACUGAUCAGCCAUGGAAUUGGAAAGGAUGUAGAAUCUUGCCACGAUAUGGCUGCAUUGAAUAUUUUAAAGUUGCUGUCUGAGUUGGACCAACAAACCACAGAGAUGCCAAGAACAGGAAAUGGACCAAUGUCUGUAUGCGUGAAACAAGAAAUGGAAAGUGACCCUCUUCUCAAACCGGCUAACUCAAACACUUUGGGACAAACACUGGACAGCACUGCCUAAAAACAGGCUUUUGACUGGACCCAAACCUGAAAGCACCAGAGAAAAUCAAAUGCUUCCUCUUAAUGUAACCUAACUGUUUUAGAGUGCUACAGUCUUUACAACCUACUGUAGUGUCUAAAUCAUAACCGUUGCUUUUCCUUCAGACAGUGAUACAUUUUUAGUUUCAUUCUGUUGUUUUGAUUGAAAUGACACUAUCAGUUUUUCAUUUAAAAGUUUCUUAAUUGUAUCUAGAACAAUAGCACAGUUUAGAAACUUUGUCUUCAGAGACUGACACCUUAUCUGUGAACUAACUUGGGAAGAUCAUAUCCAUGUAUGUGGUUAUUUUGUUUUUAUUGAAAUAGCAAAGUUUCACUGGAAACAAAUUGUGUGCCCACCGUUUGAAGAAGGCCAGUGCUGUGGCCAGCGGAGCUCAGUUCUCCAACGGUUGAAUGAAUUAAAACACUGUAGGAAUUUUAAACUUCUUUUGAUCCUUUUUGGUUAAUUUCUAGUUUUCUUGAGUGGGGGGGCAGGGGAACUCGAAUGCAACGUGACUUUAAAUGAUCUCUGAUCUAUGUUUUAAGGAUGGUGUGUACAGACGGCACACAGCUCGCUGCAUUACAGGAUAUGAUCUCAACGUAGUGCAUAUAAAAGAGAAACAAACGCAAAUUGAUUUUCCUUGAGUGCUUUAUACUGUUUAAUUACAUCUCCAUGUAGGGCUGAGAAAAAUUACCUAUGUUUAUAUAUAAACUGUGUUGCUUUUGAUGUUGUGUUAUUGCGCACCGCCGCGUGCGCAGUAAAGUUUUUGCAUAUGGUCCAGGUAAAGCACGAUAGCCUUGCAAGUUAAGUACUGCUUCAGUUCAUUGUUUACGCUGGAAUUUUUUCUCCCCAUGGAAUGUAAGUAAAACGUAGUGUUUGUCACCAAUAAAUGGUAAUACUAAA